AUGGUCCGACACUCCUCGAAACUCCAACCAGAAAUCGUCCUUCUCGGCUCGAAGGCAAUUUCACGAGAAGAGCAAGAAGACUCUUCGAGCUCCUCACUUCCUCAUUCAGCCGUCGGUGACCCUCUUUGUGUCGCUUUGUUCCGUGGUUUGCUGGCCCUAUCGGUACCGGGUUCACAGAUGUUCCCCGCCGAUCGUAGCGCCAUUGCCAGGAUUAGCAUCUCAUCAGCUCGUCUGUCCACUCUUCACUAUGAACAUGGACAUUCUAGGUCGCUUAAUGUGAUUAAAAUACACUGA
Protopolystoma xenopodis is the source of this 294-nucleotide messenger RNA. NCBI's taxonomy places the organism in Eukaryota, Metazoa, Platyhelminthes, Monogenea, Polystomatidea, Polystomatidae. The record is from the annotation of a GenBank genome assembly.